This is a messenger RNA of Neoarius graeffei (lesser salmon catfish), 3541 nucleotides long. RefSeq names its product guanine nucleotide binding protein (G protein), alpha z polypeptide (gene gnaz). Gene Ontology annotation, cellular component: heterotrimeric G-protein complex. Gene Ontology annotation, molecular function: GTP binding; GTPase activity; G-protein beta/gamma-subunit complex binding. The record is from RefSeq and is a predicted model, not a curated record. The coding region runs from base 1067 to 2134 and encodes 355 amino acids. Gene Ontology annotation, biological process: adenylate cyclase-modulating G protein-coupled receptor signaling pathway. The transcript has 4 exons. NCBI's taxonomy places the organism in Eukaryota, Metazoa, Chordata, Actinopteri, Siluriformes, Ariidae.
GCACAGCUCAUGCGUAUAUACACACACACACACACGCCCUCCCUCCUCCCCCCAUCGCUGCAGUGUCUCUUAACUGCCUCGGAGCUAACAAGAGAGGAAACGGCACACCGACCGUAACAGGAAGGGGGACGCAAAAAGACGGAGAGCGAGAGUGAAUGCUUCAUCAGCGUGUGUGUGAGAGAAGGAGAGAGCGAGGGUGAGAUACAUACAGAUGUGAGGAUGUUGGAGAUACAGAAGAAGGCUUGCACACUCCCUAUCUGUCUCUGAAGGACCAUCUGCAGUGAUAUUGGAUGGACAAAUGGAUUCUGCACAGAAACUCUAUGGAUUCCACCAGAGGGGCAACCAAGCAAUACAUAAAGGAACCCAUGCCUUUGGCUGAGUGAGAAGUGUUGGCUUAUGCAACGAAGAAACAGUGGGACAAUCUGGUGCCCAGAAGUCUGCAAAGUGUGUAUAUGUGUGGACAGAGAAUGAGGUCUGACCAGCUGUAGGAGACAAGAAAUUUACAAAGUAAGAACUGAAGGUGUGUUGAAUAACAUCUGAUGAUCGCACCUGGUUGAACACCGAGGAUCGGUCAAUUUAUAACAUGCGGGUGGACGUAGAGGUGCUUUAGGUUGAUUGAUCUACGCUCUUUCAUUCAUCGCUGACAGGCUCAAAUUAACCAUUGCUUUCUGGGGGCUGUCCCCUGGAAUAAGCCCCUAGUGACUGGGAUAAAAACAGAAAGUCAAGUUGGCGAACCAGGGUUGGAGUCAGUCUUUUUACAGAAUGUUCUGGUAGCGACGUAUGCCAAAUCGUAAAAGUUGAUCAUGAAGAAAACACACUAACUGUUGAACUUGGACCAUGCAAGUAGCUUAAAUCCACUUGGCAAGUGAUUAGGCCUGCGUCUUCUCUUCAGACUGGGGUGGUGCCACCAAAAUUGGCCAUUUUUCCUUGACUUGUGCUUCUUUCCAAACCUCACCUUGGCACUUCGUCCACCUUUUGCUUUGUGGUUGUGGCCUGUACUUUUGAGUGUUGUAGAGUAGGUGUGUGUAUGUGAGUGUGCGUGUGUGUUUAUAACCCAUAAUUGACCAUGGGGUGCCGGCAAAGUUCAGAGGAAAAAGAGGCAGCCAGGCGCUCAAGGCGCAUCGACCGGCACCUUCGCUCAGAGAGUCAGCGACAGAGACGUGAAAUCAAACUGCUGCUUCUCGGUACCAGCAACUCGGGCAAGAGCACCAUCGUUAAGCAAAUGAAGAUCAUCCACAGUGGUGGGUUCAAUCUCGAAGCCUGCAAGGAAUACAAGCCUCUGAUCCUUUACAAUGCCAUCGAUUCGCUCACACGCAUCAUCCGAGCUCUUGCCACGCUCAAGAUCGACUUCCACAACCCUGACCGGGCUUACGAUGCUGUCCAACUCUUCGCACUCACGGGCCCUGCUGAAAGCAAGGGGGAAAUCACACCCGAGCUUCUUGGCGUGAUGAAACGCUUGUGGGGCGAUUCAGGAGUUCAGGAAUGUUUCCAGCGCUCCAACGAGUAUCAUCUUGAGGACAACACUGCCUACUACCUGAACGACCUGGAAAGAAUCUCAGCCCCUGAGUACAUCCCGACUGUGGAGGACAUCCUGCGUUCCCGUGAUAUGACCACCGGCAUCGUGGAGAACAAGUUUACCUUCAAAGAGCUCACCUUUAAGAUGGUUGAUGUGGGUGGGCAGCGCUCAGAGAGAAAGAAGUGGAUCCACUGCUUCGAGGGUGUAACUGCGAUUAUAUUCUGCGUAGAGCUGAGUGGCUACGACCUCAAGCUUUAUGAAGACAACCAGACGAGUCGCAUGGCAGAGAGUUUGCGUCUGUUCGACUCCAUCUGCAAUAACAACUGGUUCACCAACACCUCGCUCAUCCUCUUUCUCAACAAGAAGGACCUGCUGGCUGAGAAGAUCAAGCGCAUUCCCUUGACCGUCUGCUUUGCCGACUACAAGGGCCAGAACACCUAUGAGGAAGCGGCCGUGUACGUACAGCGCCAGUUUGAGGACCUGAAUCGCAACAAAGAGACAAAGGAGAUCUACUCGCACUUCACCUGCGCUACUGACACCAGCAACAUCCAGUUCGUGUUCGAUGCCGUCACGGACGUGAUUAUCCAGAAUAAUCUUAAGUACAUCGGCCUGUGCUAGGACCAGGACCAGGGGGUGGGGUCUAGGGGAGAGAGACAUGUAUCUGGCCUCCCUCACUUGAUUGUUGUAGUGCCAUGGAACCAUGAGGAGAAUGGGGACAGGGUAGGUGCUGCCACCUCGCUCAAGUUAUUAACCGUGAAAAGUUAAUGGUUAAGAAUUUUGCAACCUUGGUAUACAUGUGUUUGCACUGAAUUCACACACACACACACACACACACACACACACACACACACACACACACACACACACACACACACACGCAUUUUUGUUUACUCACAGAAAACUUGGAAUCUAUCAUCAAGUACCUGUUUAACAUGGAAACUCUGGUACCUUUAGAAGACCGUCACUCCAUCAAUUCCUUUACGGCUUACCAAACCUCUAAGAUAGAGCAAGACUUCACUGUUCUCACACUUUGAACUCUUCUCUUCUCUUCUCUUCUCUUCUCUUCUCUUCUCUUCUCUUCUCUUCUCUUCUCUUCUCUUCUCUUCUCUUCUCUUCUCUUCUCUUCUCUUCUCUUCUUUUCUGGCCUUUUAGGCUGUUUGAUUUACAUGACUCGAGUAAUACUACGUACUUUGGAAUAAGGUUUUUAACAAGUCUUUAAAAGAGUUUCAUUUUUUUCAAUAAAAUGACCAUUUUAGAGUAUAUACAGUAUGAUCUACACAAGCGAGAUGACAAAAGUCCUGUGAAAUUAUCAGUUUUAAAAAAAAAUUUUCCUUUUGUUUCCUUCCAAAAGUGAAAACUGCCAGCGAACAGUACUGAAAAAAUAAUGCAGCUUUUUUUUUAAAUUAAAAAAAUAAUAAUAAUUAACAUGUUAACACUCAUAUCACCCACAGAAAAUGCUGUUUUGGUUUUCUUUUUGUAUUUUUUUUCUUUUUUGCCUCAAUUAUUUUGACGUAUUUCGAUUCCAGUUUGAGAGCAAAUUUCCAAUUUUUUCCCCAAGAGUGUUACGUCUGAACAUUGAGUAUUAAGUGUUUCGUUAAGCUCAUUCCUCUUUCCAAAACAGACAUAAAACAAACAGUGCCAAUGUAAAUGGAAGUAAAUAACAGAUCCACCUGAAACCAUUUUGGUUUUACUUUAAAAAUGUCAAAAACAUUCAAAUAUGCAUGAUUUUAUUACUUUGUAAUUUUAAUAAAUUAUAGUUUGAAUUGUUUACUUAUAUUUUUGAUUUUAUAAAUGUACUCCCAAAUAUAAAUAUAAAUAUCUAUAUAUAUAUAUAGAUAUAUAUAGACAUAUAUCAAAAUCAAAAACACUGUGUACACUUGUACAGCCGUUUUUCAGAGGUAUUUAUUGAAAAGAGAACUAUAAGCAGAGACGGUAACUUGUAUCCAGUUCAUACCGGGAUCCAAUAUGUGAAUGAUAUGCUGGUGAUUGCAACAAAAGAAAAAAAAAAUAAAAAUAAAGAACAAA